Molecule: messenger RNA, 4164 nt
Organism: Pisolithus orientalis
Lineage: Eukaryota; Fungi; Basidiomycota; Agaricomycetes; Boletales; Pisolithaceae
Exons: 6
Coding region: 121-3744 (1207 amino acids)
Molecular function (GO): protein binding
Source: RefSeq, a predicted model, not a curated record
UUCGGGAUACACAAGUCUACGCUAUUUUCCACAAGAAAGUUGCAAUUCACCGACUUCAACGGGAGCCGCGACUUAUCAUUCCAAAACACUUCUCUUUAGCCAACCUACAUACCGAAAAAAAUGACUACCACCAUGCAUUUUGGCCCCGAGUGGAUGCGCGCAAAGCCCCAGACUCCAGCUCGCCAACAACCUCCGCCAUCGCCUCAGCCGCAACAAACCGUACCAGCUACACACCAAUCUACUGUAUCAACUUAUUCUUCUCUCGUCACCUCAGCAGUGCAGGAGCAGGAGAAACACGAUGAAUCCCGUCCGUUCAGAUACACUAAGGAAGAGAUGCUCAGGAUUUACAAAGAGGGUGGAGGGAAGGGCGGUCUGGGACUCGAAGUAGAGCGAUGGGAGGGGAUAGUACACGAAGCUGGCAGCGAACCUGCGAGUCUGCGCGAAAUGGACGAGGCCGAGAAGAAGCUGUUUGCGGGGCCACUAAAUUCUGAAAUUCGUCGACGUCAACCAAGUGAUUUAGUAAACACUUUGUCUUCAACAUCCGAUAGACCCAGAGUGAACCACGUAGGUGGCGGGGGUGGUCCGGUGCGCGACCGCCUUGGCCCGAUGAUGGGCAGAAGAAGGGAAAGCGCAGAUCAAGCUGCAUUGAUGCCUCGAAAGUUGUCACUGUCCAACACGCAGGGUAGUUCGUUGGCCUCCCCUCGUGAGGCACUUUCUUCCCCGCGCAAUAGAAUGGGUACCUUUGGUUCUGGUUUUGACGGCGUUCUUAAUAACGGGGACUCUUGGUCGAGGAGACGUCCUUCUACGAGUCUUGUUGGAACAGCCGGUACUCCAGUACGACUGGAGGGCAAAGAUGUGGAGUCGAGGCAUUCGAACAUCAAAGAAGAGGAGGUUCAUGUUCCCUUGGACGUUGAUGAAGAUGACUCACCGGGAACAAACCAACAACUCCCGUCAGCCAGUCCAGAUCGGUCUCGGGCGGUGUCUGCGGAUGACAGUCAGCCACCCACAUCUAUUGUUAGUUCUGUUGUCCAGGGUAUUGCUGAUAUGAACUUGGGAGAACCAAACAAUUUGGAUAUGAGCCUGCAAAUCACAACGGCUACUAGCGCUCCGGUAACCGGUCCCCCGCCUGGUUUACCAGAUUCCGCAAGCGUCGAAUGGUCUUACUUGGACCCUCAGGGUCAAGUGCAAGGUCCGUUCCGUGCUGAUGUUAUGCAGAAGUGGUUUGAUGAAGGUUACUUUACCCCCGAAUUACUCAUGAAACGCACACAUUUGGACGUCGAAUGGAUUCCCGUUGCAACUCUUGAGCGACGCUCUAACGGAGGAAAAGUCUUUCUUUCGCAGCCGCUCUCGGUUCCUGGUCCACCGGGAUUGACUCUCUGCACGGAGUCACCUCACGGCUACUCUCCCGCCCAUGAACAUAGCACCUUUGAUGGUCACCAACCUGUACCACAACGGGCAGUACGAAGCACGACCUUGGAUCCAUCAUACCUCAGUAAUGUCUCUCCUUCAGACUCUCCGUCCUCAUCCUUGGGAGCUGCCACAUUCGGUGACGGCUCGCCGGACCCAACAGUAUUUGGCAGUAGAAGCGGAGGUAGCGCGUACUCCGGUGAUAUUAGCUAUGGAGGCCGUGGACUUGCACCACGGGUGCAACAUCAAGAUCCAGUUGCAGAUCCCAGAGUACCGUUCAAUAACAGGGCACCUGGCAGGGCUACUUCGCUUGAUACAUUUGGCAGUUACAACGAAGGAACACCGUGGUCGACAGGUCUCAGCCCAUUGAACCAGGGCCUCAGCACGAAUGAACGACAUCCUUUCUCCGAUGGCUAUAGCAGCGUAACCUCGAAUAUGAUCGGUCCCAAUAUUCCCGUGACCCAAGUCCAUGGAUUCAACCAGGAGCCGUUCAACGAUGCACCGUACAACGACAUCGGCGGCCUCGGCGGUCACCAACAUCCUCCAUUCGUAAAACAGGUUAUUGAGGCCAAUGGAAUAGCGUUUAGUAAUGGCAUGAUUAAUGGUCUCAGCGAAUCGCAGUACAAUUCUCCGACUCGGUCUCAGUACUCCCAGCCGUCUGCCUCGUUCCCACCCUCUGCGCAACAUCAGGCUGUGUCCCCCUUUGGGGAGGCGUUGACGCAGCCCUCAGUAUCUCCUCACGUACCUCACCCCCCGACCUCUGCCGUACAAGCUAAUAGUGGUACAUCACCCUGGCCUGACCCAUCUCCUGUCUGCCGUACGAGAACAGUUGACACCUCUGCUACCUCAUCACCGGCUGUGACGUCUGCUCAAGCUCAGCAAGGAUUUAACUGGGCUCGACCGAUUCAACCUCCUCAGGCCGUACCUCAACUGAACGAUCCAUCUCCUUGGCUGACGGCGUCUUUGGGGGGUACUGAUGACAGAUGGAAAGAGAUCCCUGAUGGGCAAGGCGCAGAGGAUGUUUGCGUUGCCGGUUCUCCUGUUGAUGGAGGAGUCCCUACUCUUUCCAUCCCGCAGACACCGGCGGAUGAGCUUCCAGUAGCGUCCGCAGUUCCAAUACCAGCGUCUCAACCAGUCCCCCCCAGUAGCGAGCCCCAAGUGACAAGCAAACCUAGCCGUAAGUCAACAGCACAUGAUGCUCAUGCAUCAGUUACUGUUACUGUACCAAAGGGUACACCGGCAAGCGUUGUCAAGGGUCCAUCUCCUGUUUCUAUAAUCUCCCCGCCUGCACCGAAAUCUGUGUGGUCCAGUGCGGACGAGGAGAGGAAGGCGAAACCUGCUGCGACAAUGAGUUUGCGCGAGAUUCAAGAGGCAGAGGCGAAGAUGGCGGAGGCACGUAAGGCUUCUGAGAAGGAGCGGGAACGUGCCCGCAGUAACAUUACAACUUCUCUCGUUGCUUCCGGUUCCGAAGACGCCCAGCCGUUUACUGCAUCCUGGGGAUUGCUGACAUCCCAAGCGGGAGGAAGAAAUAUCGCAGCACCGAAGGAGCCCCCGACGCCUGUUACCCCGAGCGCACCUGUUUGGACGACUGCUGCACCAACCGCUACCGUGAAGAAGUCGAUGAAGGAGAUCCAAGAGGAAGAGGAGAGGAGGAAGAAGGUAGUAGUGAGAGAGAGCGUGGCGUCCGCCGCUGCCCGCCGGCCUUACGCUGAGACUACCUUCAAGACUGCGCCUUGUGUACAGAAUACUGGCAGCGGUGCAUGGACAACUAUUGGGGCAAACGGUAAACCAGCCACGCCUGUGGUUGUUCCCCCGCGACCCGCGGCGACUACGCCUGGCUCAGCAGUUGCUGUAGGAUCUCCGGCUACAGUACCUCGACAACACGGUGCUGCUACGCGUCCGGGAACGUCGGCGGCUACGCUGGCACCUACUAAACCCGCUGCAACACCACGUGUGGAGGAUUCUCCUGUUACUCCGUCGCAUGACUUUUUGAAAUGGCUGAGUGAUUCAUUGAAGGGCUUAAAUAGCUCCGUCAAUUUGGAAGAGAUCACUUCGAUGCUUUUCUCGUUCCCGCUUGACCCGGACCCGUCAACGAUCGAGAUUAUUUCUGACCUUAUCUAUACCAAUAGUACGACGCUUGACGGUCGCAGGUUUGCUUCGGAGUACGUAAACAAGCGCAAGGCCGAUGCUGCGGCGAGGCGAAAUGCUGCCGGCGUAGGUGGUAACAGUGGCAAGCCUAUUUCAAUCGCAGACGUUGUGAAGACCCAGCCAAAGACCGUCCAGCAGGAGUGGGGUUUCAAGGUAGUCAACAAGAAAAAGAAGGGGGGCAGGUCGUAAGCAGGCCGUGAUGUGUCGGCCAGAGUCACAUAGGCAACCCCAGCGAUAUAUUACUCGGGUAACCAAUGCAUCGUUCCCUUCGUUGUGCUGUAUCCUGUGUGAUACCCCUCGAACACUUAAUAAUAUCUUACCAUGCAUCAUAUCUACGCAAGAUUCAGUGGUUCCUCCCUCAAUCCCACUGCUACGUACACAUUCCCACUGUAACCAUACCGUGGUUUUUGCAACACUGCGAACAUCGACAUGACAUUUGGAGCCCACGAAGUAGCUCAUUUGUGCAUAUUAUUCAAUCCUCGACUGAGACAGAGCUGGAGGAUACACCACCGCGACAAGAUUGAGGGUGACUAUUGACAAAUAUCAUCUACUAAUAGUGUACAUUUGACAGAAAACUCGAAGAUCACUUGGGAGUGAGGUACAUAUGUG